Messenger RNA from Fukomys damarensis (Damara mole-rat), 1903 nucleotides. It is a transcript of the gene Naa80, whose product is annotated as N-alpha-acetyltransferase 80, NatH catalytic subunit. Gene Ontology annotation, biological process: protein acetylation. Lineage: Eukaryota; Metazoa; Chordata; Mammalia; Rodentia; Bathyergidae. The transcript is spliced from 2 exons. Gene Ontology annotation, cellular component: cytoplasm. Bases 766 to 1698 code for a protein of 310 amino acids. The record is from RefSeq and is a predicted model, not a curated record. Gene Ontology annotation, molecular function: acetyl-CoA binding; N-acetyltransferase activity.
CUGUGUGGACAGUUGAGUCCAUGCCCAUAGUGUCCUAAACUGGGAAGAGUUGGAGAGGGGUCCAUAGACUUUUUACCCCAAGCUGGGAAUGCAGUAGAGGGAGGUAAAACUGAGCCUGGUGGGUGGGUUAGGGGGGCCCCAGGAUCAACUAGAUGGUGUGGCCCAUGUUGUUGAAAACACUGGAAAGUGAAGGAUUGCUGGCAUGUCAGCAGAAGGAAGAGACAGAAGAACUGAGGGCAGUAUUUCCUCUGAUGAGAACCUUAGAGGGUACAAGCAGGAAGUACAGUGUAUGGUUUACUCCUGCUAAAGGACUGCUAGAAAUAAGGCUAUCAGUAAGUGGGCUGUCCUGGCAAAGUGAGGUCCUAGGGACCAGAUUGGAGUGGGCUAGGCCUGAGUUCUGCCCCAGCUGUCAUCACUCACCAUCACCCUCAGCCUUCUUCCAUUGUGGGGCCGGAUACCUGGAUCCAACUGUCCUGUUCUCCACCUGAGUCCUCAGGUGUAGGGGAUGAGUCUUUUCCAGGCCACCUGUACCAUGAGGUUAAUGUGCACUCCAACACUGUCUAGUUCCAGAAUGCAUGGCCCCCUUUGCAACUGACAGUCCUUCCCUGUUCCAACCCUGUCCUCAUGGCACAACCAAGCAUGGCUGUUAUCCACAGGAGGACAGCCAGUAUAGUAUGAGAAGAUGCCACUGCCGGGAGACUGUGGCCUUAGCUUCCAGCCUGGCCCUGAGCCAUCCGCAACCUAAUAGGAGACCCUGCACCCUGGAUGGAGCUGAUCCUGAGUACCAGCCUGGCUAAGCUGACUCUGAAUCUUGUAUACCAGCGAGAGGUGGCCCUGAGAUUCAACUUGACCACAUCAACCCUGGAUCCCACACACCAACCAGAGCUGAUCCUGAACCCUAGGAUAGCUGAACUGACCCUGGAUUCCAGGACCUUCAGUCCUGGCCCAGCUGAGCUUACCCUGGAUUCCAAGCACCAGCUAGAGGACACCCCAGCUCCCAGACUAGCUGAGUUGACCUUGGAGCCUGUGCACUGCCGACCUGAGCUUAUGGAUGCUUGUGCUGACCUCAUCAAUGACCAGUGGCCCCGCAGUCGUGCCUCCCGCCUGCACUCCCUGGGCCAGUCCUCAGAUGCCUUCCCCCUAUGCCUGCUGCUGCUGAACCCCCACCCAAGAUCGGAAGCAGCCCCCAUUGUGGUGGGCCAUGCUCGCCUGUCACGGGUACUGGACCGGCCCCAGAGCCUCUUGGUAGAGACAGUGGUGAUAGCCCGAGCCCUAAGGGGCCGUGGUUUUGGCCGCCGCCUGAUGGAGGGCCUGGAGGACUUUGCUCGGGUCCGGGGCUUUCGCCGGCUACACCUCACCACUCAUGAUCAGCUAUACUUCUAUUCCCACCUGGGCUACCAUCUGGGGGAGCCUGUGCAGGGUCUGGUCUUCAGCAGCCAACGGCUACCCACCAGCCUGCUCCGUGCCUUACCUAGGGCUCCCACCUCCAACCCACCUUGCAUGGUUCCUAGCUUGACUGUCCAAGCUGCUGCCCCAAGUAGCCCCAAGGGGCCCCCAUUGCCACCACCCCCUCCUCUGCCCCAGUCCCUGACCACCUUACCCUCACCUCCAGCAGGGCCAUUUCCACAGAACCUGCUGGAGACACAAUACCAGGACCUGAGGGGAUGCCCCAUAUUCUGGAUGGAAAAAGACAUCUAAGGGCCAUCUCAGACAAGGCACUGUCCUGUGUCAUUGAACUGUCCAGGACAGUGCCAGCCUCAGCCCACUGGCUAUACCUCAGCCCCUAUAGCCCCUGGUGCAGCUUUAGUCUGGGCAUGUUUCCUGGCUACCAGCGGAGCCAGGAGAUGAUCCUGUAGUUCUGGCUCAGAGCUACCAGUAUGGCUGAAUAAAAGCUUCUGAUGGG